Drosophila innubila is the source of this 1539-nucleotide messenger RNA. It is a transcript of the gene SerRS-m, whose product is annotated as serine--tRNA ligase, mitochondrial. The record is from RefSeq and is a predicted model, not a curated record. Gene Ontology annotation, biological process: mitochondrial seryl-tRNA aminoacylation. The coding region runs from base 178 to 1479 and encodes 433 amino acids. Lineage: Eukaryota; Metazoa; Arthropoda; Insecta; Diptera; Drosophilidae. Gene Ontology annotation, cellular component: mitochondrion. Gene Ontology annotation, molecular function: ATP binding; tRNA binding; serine-tRNA ligase activity. The transcript has a single exon.
GUGUUGCCACAUCUUCGCACACAUCAAACGCUCGCAUUGCACAAUAAAUAAACUUUUAUUAAUUAUUAAUUGAAAGACGUUGGGAGAGAAGUGCGUGUCGUGUUUGGAUUGGGAGACGGAGAGAUCAUAGAACUUGUUGUGCUACGAGCUUAUUAAAACAAUUUCAGUUUAAUUGAAAUGAAGCUGCUGGCAAAUGCUCGCAAGCUGUUGUUGUUGCGCCGGCAAAGGCCAAUGGAGCGCCUAAUGACAACAGCAACAACAACACAGGCACAUGAGACGGUGACGGCAGCGCAGUCAGCACCAGGACUAACCAGUGCACAGCUUGAUGAGCUGGAGCGGAAUAUUGAACUGAGGCAUCACAAGAACAAUAUACCGCAUAUACGCAAAUUGAUCAAAGCUCUGCAGGAUGACGCCGAUGCGGACAAAGAGAUCCAGCGGCAGCUGGAGGAGCAACUGGAGCAGUUGCCCAAUGCAACACAUCCACGUCUGCUUAGCUAUGACAAUCAACCGCUCGAGUUGGCGAACUAUAAACACCGAACACUGCCCGAGCACGGAGCUAAAGAGUUCUCCGAGCUGGCCAGAGCACUUAACUUGUAUCGCAUGGAUCACCUUGGGAACUAUACUGGACACAAGAGCUACUAUUUGACAGGUCAACUGGCGAUGCUGGAACAGGCCAUUAUACAAUAUGCAUUGCAGUCUGUGACCAGGCAGGGCUUCAAACUGAUCUCCGUGCCGGACAUUCUGCCCCGGGAAGUGAUUGAGAGCUGCGGAAUGCGAACGGAAGGCGAUCGCACACAGGUCUACAAGCUGGACACAGGCGAGUGCCUGUCGGGCACCUCUGAAAUGGCGCUCGCAGGAUUCUUUGCCAAGAAAGUGCUGGCGGAGCAGCAGCUGCCACUGAAGGUGGCCGCCGUGAGUCGCUGCUAUCGAGCGGAGACAUCAGGUCUGCACGAGGAGAAGGGCAUUUAUCGGGUGCACCAGUUUACCAAGGUGGAAAUGUUUGCCAUUGCCACGCCAGAGCAGUCGGCGGCAACGCUUGAGCAGUUCAAGGACAUUGAGAUAUCACUAUUUAAGGAGUUGGGCAUUAAUUUUCGACUGCUCGACAUGCCGCCUUGUGAGUUGGGAGCUCCGGCUUAUCAGAAAUACGACAUAGAAGCCUGGAUGCCUGGUCGGCAGAUGUGGGGCGAAAUCUCCAGUUGUAGCAACUGUACGGAUUAUCAGGCGAAACGUCUGGACAUUAGAUACAAACGUGCCACCGAUGGGAGUGUGGUGCACGGCCACACACUCAAUGGCACUGCAACGGCAAUUCCACGUUUGUUGAUCGCUCUAAUUGAAUCCUAUCAGAGCACCGACAAUCAGGAAUCCAUAUCCAUCACAAUACCCGAGGUGUUGGUGCCCUUCAUGAAUGGACAGCGAACAAUAACAAGAAACAAGCGGAUUCCGGAGACGAAACUGGUCAAGUUUAUCAAGUCCGAAUAAUGUUAAUAUUGUAAUUGUUAUAAAACGAGAAAAUGAAUGAAAGCAAUAUCACAUAUAGUA